CAUCACACGCUGCUGGCAGCAUGGAGGAGGCAGGGGAAGAGCUGCAGUCUGAGGGCAUCCAAGUGCUGCUGGGUGACCAGAGCAGAGGACACCCCCCCUGCUGCCCACAUGGCCCCGCACUAUUGUUUGUAAAGGUGUCUCGAGGAAAGGAGCAGGGGAGAAGAUUCUAUGCCUGCUCCGCCUGUCGUGACAGGAAGGAUUGUCGCUUCUUCCAGUGGGCGGAUGAAAAGAUCUCACAAGCCAGACUUCUAGCAAGAGAGGAGUAUAAUCGCAGCUGCCAGCCCCCUAUGACCCAUCAGCAGUACAUGACCAGGUUCCAAGAAUUCAUUCUACUGCCAUUAGCCAAAAGGAAGUUUUGCCGAGACUGUCAGCAGCUUUUGCUGGAGGGUGAUUGGCAGGAGCACUCGGGGCACCGUGUUCUUGGUGAUGUCGCCAUAUCUCAUCUGAAGACCCCCAGUCAGCUGCUGCGUCCGCUGGAGAACAAGAGAAGUAAUGCCCAGUACCUGUUCUCAGAUAGAAGCUGCACAUUUCUCCUGGACACCAUUACCAGCCUGGGCAAUACCCGGGUACUGUGUGUGGGCACUCCCAGAUUACACGAGUGGAUAAAAUCAAAGUCACCCGAAAACUCAAAACCAAAAGUGAAGAGUCUCCUGUUAGACAUUGACUUCAGGUAUUCCCAGUUCUAUGGCAAGGAAGAAUUUUGUCAUUAUAACAUGUUCAAUCAUCAUUUUUUUGGUGGAGAGGCCUCACAGAAAAUCUGUCAGAAGUUUCUACAGGAAGAUAAUGGACGAGGGGUUAUCAUGGUGACCGAUCCACCGUUUGGAGGUUUAGUUGAACCUUUGGCUUUUAGCUUUAACAAAAUUAGGGAUAUGUGGAAGACGACAUCAGCUAAAGUUCCUUCCACAGAGCUGCCGAUAUUUUGGAUCUUCCCCUACUUCUUUGAGACCCGUAUCCUCCAGUGUUUUCCUGACUUCAGCAUGUUGGAUUAUCAGGUAGAUUAUGAUAACCACACCUUGUUCAAACACGGCAAGACUGGAAGGAAGCAAUCACCCGUUCGCAUUUUUACCAACAUUUCCCCAGAAAGUAUUGUCCUCCCAGCAAGCGAGGGCUACAGGUUCUGCUCAAUCUGUAAGAGAUGCGUGUCCUCGGAAAACAGACAUUGUGAAACCUGCACAUCUUGUACCUCCAAGGAUGGCCGAGCGUGGAAACACUGUCACCUGUGUAAUAGAUGCGUGAAGCCGUCAUGGACACACUGUUCCUCUUGUGGGCGUUGUGCUCUUGAAGGUCAUUCCUGCGGCAGUAAGGUAGAAGGCUGUUUUCUGUGUGGAGACAAAGAUCAUAAACGCAGCAGCUGUCCGCGCCAUAAAUCAAAGCAAAAUCAGAGCAAACGAAGUCUAAAAAUAAGUGUAAAGAAGUCUUCACGGAUUCCAGCUCUUUGGAAGAAGAAAAAUAAACAGAAGAAGAAGCCGUCAUCCUGAGUGCACGUCACAAUAAGGAUGCUUUCACACUGCUUUGCAGGGUCCAUUUGCCCUAUCCAUAGGCCCCCAUUGAGGGCCAAAUGAGUGUCCCUUUGUGACAACUGUUUGGGUUAUACAUCUGGAAAUCCUCCUGACAUAUACCUCUUAUGGACACUGCAAGACACCAUGUGAAAUCAGCCCAACUUGUAGUGCAUGACGUCAAAGUUACUGUCUGCACUUGUUUAGUACAUUCUUGUUCCUUUGUGUUUCAUUGUCCUUUCUUCUAUUUCGAAAGAUCUUUGUAAUUAUUAAACUGACCCAACUCCUGGGUUUU
Messenger RNA from Bufo bufo (common toad), 1791 nucleotides. It is a transcript of the gene ZCCHC4, whose product is annotated as zinc finger CCHC-type containing 4. The transcript has 13 exons. Gene Ontology annotation, biological process: rRNA methylation. Lineage: Eukaryota; Metazoa; Chordata; Amphibia; Anura; Bufonidae. Gene Ontology annotation, cellular component: cytoplasm; nucleolus. The record is from RefSeq and is a predicted model, not a curated record. Gene Ontology annotation, molecular function: nucleic acid binding; zinc ion binding; rRNA (adenine-N6-)-methyltransferase activity. The coding region runs from base 21 to 1478 and encodes 485 amino acids.